Molecule: messenger RNA, 1608 nt
Organism: Stegastes partitus (bicolor damselfish)
Lineage: Eukaryota; Metazoa; Chordata; Actinopteri; Pomacentridae
Product: gastrula zinc finger protein XlCGF49.1
Exons: 1
Coding region: 202-831 (209 amino acids)
Biological process (GO): regulation of transcription by RNA polymerase II
Cellular component (GO): nucleus
Molecular function (GO): DNA-binding transcription factor activity, RNA polymerase II-specific
Source: RefSeq, a predicted model, not a curated record
CCGAGGCAGGAGGCUGAUGGCCUUCUGGUGACUCCUCAUCACGAGGAAAGUGACGAGCACGCCGACUCAGGAUCAAGUGAAAACGCAGAGCCGAGGCUGAAGAAGAGCCGUCAGUGUAACGAGUCAGAGAGUCAGGGUGACACAGACACAGAUGAAAACUCUGUAAAACACAACACUGGUAGAAAACCCCGAAAGUCUGGAAUGAAGGAACGUCACAGAACCCAAACAGGUGAGAAGCCUUAUUCCUGUAAAAAGUGUGAUAAGAGUUUCUGCUUUAACGCGGCCUACAGAGUCCACCUGAGGAGCCACACCGGUGAGAGGCCGUAUUCUUGUGAAACCUGCGGAAAAACUUUCACGAGAAGCGACAGAUUGUCUCUGCACAUGAGAACGCACACCGGAGAGAAGCCGUACCUCUGCAACACGUGUGGGAACAGAUUUACAGACCCGUCGGCGUUCAGACGCCACACGACGAUCCACACGGACGAGAAGCUGCAUGCUUGUGACAAAUGCGGCAAAAGUUUCACACAUGUUAACAAGUUGUUGUUCCACAUGAGAACUCACACAGGCGAGAAGCCGUACCUCUGUAACCUCUGCGGGAACAGCUUUAUCGACAAAUCCAAUUUAAAACGGCACUUUAGAAUCCACACGGGUGAGAAGCCUUAUUCCUGCAAGGUCUGCGGCAAAGAGGUGGCCCACAGCACGACCUUAAAAGUCCACAUGAGAAUCCACACAGGCGAGAGGCCGUUUGUCUGCAGCACCUGCGGGAACAGAUUUAUUAACAGCUCGAAUCUGAAGCUCCACAUGAAAGCUCACACGACGUCAGAGUCCUGAAACAUCUCUAAGGAAAGAAAAAUGAUCAGGGAGGAGAAACUUGAAGAAGCCUGGAAGGAUUUCUGAAGAUUAACAAUCAGGCCUUCAAAAUUAAAGCACCUUUAGAUUAUGCUUCAGCGGUGGUGGGAGUUUAUUGCACGAUGUACGCGGUGACUCUCACAGAAGCACUUUGCACUGUUACACUGUUGGUUGCAACGUGAGUUCUGUGUCUCACUUUGCAUCUAUUUACAUUUUGGAAAAGUUACUGACACCCAGUUAGCUGUUGGGUUUGUUUUUACUGGAUGUACCGUCAAUUAUCGCUGAAGUGAUCCUGAAGAACUCUCAGAAACGUGAGGUAUCUAUUACACAACAAGGUCUCCAAACUCCAUGUUUCUGUCGUCAGUGUGCUUUGUGAAGGUAAACCAGGGUUUAAGACUUGAGGUUGAAUGUUUAUUUAUAUUUUUAUUAAUGACAUUUUGCACAUGUAUCCACCCAGUUUUAGUCGCUCUGUGUUUAUCUGGAUGACUUAAGCUGGAAUGUUUUGUUCUUUUACUGAUUUCUAGUUGAGUGUGAAGUGGGAAACUUUUCCUCAUGUUGAUCUUGAGACUUUUGUCUAAAAUGUUCAGUGUCAGUGAUUCAUGUUGAAUCCCAUCUGAACAGAAAACGACUGCACUUGUUGGCCAAGUAAUCACAUGACUACUUUUGUUUUAAGGCACUUUAACAUGCUGCCAGUGCCUCCUUGUUUAUGGUUUUCACCAUUUUUCUGUUUUUAUACUUUAAUAAACAGCCUAAAAGAAA